Kuraishia capsulata CBS 1993 is the source of this 726-nucleotide messenger RNA. RefSeq lists its product as uncharacterized. Gene Ontology annotation, molecular function: RNA cap trimethylguanosine synthase activity. Gene Ontology annotation, cellular component: nucleus. The transcript has a single exon. The record is from RefSeq and is a predicted model, not a curated record. Gene Ontology annotation, biological process: 7-methylguanosine cap hypermethylation; 7-methylguanosine RNA capping. The coding region runs from base 1 to 726 and encodes 241 amino acids. Lineage: Eukaryota; Fungi; Ascomycota; Pichiomycetes; Pichiales; Pichiaceae.
AUGGAUGAUGACAGUCUGAUUCUAUCCAACAAGAUUGAGAGCAUACCGAAAAAUCUCAAGAAAUACUGGCUCAACAGAUAUUCGCUGUUUCACAGGUUUGAUGAAGGUGUGUUCCUGACCAAAGAGAUGUGGUUCUCGGUGACACCCGAAGACAUUGCGAUUUUCGUCGCCAAGUUCAUCAAGCAUUGCUACCCUGAUGCCAAACUGGUGCUGGACCUGUUUUGUGGUGCGGGCGGGAACCUCAUCCAAUUUGCGAGAUACUUCGACCGAGUCAUUGGCAUCGAUUAUAACGAGUCAAGUCUGAUGUGCACCAGAGCGAAUGCCCUUGUGUACAAAGUGGAUCCUUCGUGCUACGAUUUAUGGCAAUCUGACUGGAGCUCGCCGAGCAAGGAGGCAGUUGAGGAACUCAAGAGACAAAAGGUGGAUGUGGCAUUCGCGUCCCCACCUUGGGGUGGGACUGGAUAUCUCGCUCACAAAAGUUUCAAUCCGAACAAACUCCAGCCAUUGCCUUUGAAAGAGUUAUUGCAAAGUAUGUUCGAGAUCACCGCGAACGUGGCACUGUUUCUACCCCGCAAUACCGACCUAGAUAUUUUGUCGAAGGUAACGAGGGAAGUGUUGGGGGACACAGGCAAGUGUAAGGUGUCUAACAUCUAUAAUGAAGGCAGAUUGAAGGGUAUCAUCUGCUACUGGGGGAAGAGUUUUGUUGAGUAUGAAAAGACUGAAUGA